AAGGCCUCCUCCCCUCUCAUCCCACCAUCCUGGUUCUGCUGCCUCCACCUCUGGGAGACCGCCAGGUGUGGCCCAGGAUCCCGGGAGGUGCAGGGGAAGGGGUGGGGCCUCUGCUCCUCGGGCGCUGGCCCGUCCCAGAGGGGACAGGAAGCCAGGACACCGGGGAUUGUCUCUCGGAGCCGCAACCCCAGUCCGGGAGGAAGUUCUGCCGGGUGCUCUCCGCCGGUGCCUCCCUCGCUAUAUUGUUGAACAGGAAACAGGGCAGCGUGGGAGCAGGGCGGUGGAGGAGGGAGCGCCGGACGCCGAGCCCCCGCGCGGCUGCCAGAACAAGUGGAGGCGAGGCCAGCGAUCGGACACCCCGAGCUCCUGCUCCCCGAGGUCUCUCCAGCCUAGCUCUUUGAAGCCCCGCCCAAGGAGAUGGCAGGGACCUAACCUGCAUACAUCCGCCGGCUCCGCCCAGCCAGCCCAUGGGCUCCGUGAGGUCAGCCCUGCCGACGUGAGUGAGCGCGGGGGUCCAGCGGAAGGUGGGACACGCCGCGGCCGCGAUGGCGGCGGACGUCGAGGGGGACGUGUACGUGCUGGUGGAGCAUCCCUUCGAGUACACGGGCAAGGACGGGCGCCGCGUUGCCAUCCAGCCCAACGAGCGCUACCGACUGCUGCGCCGCAGCACGGAGCACUGGUGGCACGUGCGCAGCGAGCCCGGCGGCCGCCCCUUCUACCUGCCGGCGCAGUACGUGCGCGAGCUGCCGGCCCUCGGCCACCCUGCCCCCGCCCCGCAGCCGGCCGCGCGCCUUCCGGGCCCCGCAGACCCCGAACCGGUCGCCUAUGACUACCGCUUCGUGAGAGCGUCGGCGCCCGCCGGUCCCGACGGCGCGCCCGCCGAGCCCCGGGGGCGCGCGGGCUCCAUGUGCGGCCUAACUCGGCGCGGCGCAGCAACCCAGCGCCGAAGCCUGGCGCCCUGCCUGCCCUCCUGCCUGUACACGAGGCCCAUGGCACCUGUGCGGCCCGCGCAGUCUUUGAACGACCUGGCCCGCACCGCCGCGCCCCCUGCCGGUCUCCUCGGGAGCGGGGGCAGCUUCAAGGCCUGCAGCGUGGCGGGCUCGUGGGUGUGCCCGCGGCCCCUGGCGCGCAGCAACUCCGAAAACGUCUACGAGGCCAUCCAGGACGUGCGCGGCCAGCCGCUAGAGCAGCACCCGGAGCAGGUGGAUGACCUCCCGGAGCCCGUGUACGCGAACGUAGAGAGGCAGCCUCGGGCCACGUCGCCUGGCGCCGCCGCAGCCCACGGCCCCGGCUCAGUUUGGGAGACGCACACGGACGCGGGCACCGGGCGCCCCUACUACUACAACCCGGACACGGGCGUGACCACCUGGGAGUCGCCCUUCGAGGCUGCCGAGGGCGCCGCCAGCCCGGCCACGUCUCCGGCUUCGGUGGGCAGCCACGAGAGCCUCGAGACCGAGUGGGGCCAGUACUGGGAUGAGGAGAGCCGCAGGGUGUUCUUCUACAACCCUCUGACGGGCGAGACGGCCUGGGAGGACGAGUCCGAGGACCAGCCGGAGGACGAGCAGGAGAUGCAGCCUGGCCUCAGCCCCGGCAGCCCCAGGGACCAGAGGCCCCCCACCCCUGAGACGGACUACCCCGAGUUGCUGACCAGUUACCCAGAGGAAGACUAUUCCCCCGUGGGCUCCUUCGGUGAGCCCGGCCCCGCCUCUCCCUUGGUCACACCCCCAGGCUGGUCUUGCCACGUGAGCCAGGAUGGGCAGACGCUGUACACUAACAACUUCACCCAAGAACAGUGGAUGAGGUUGGAGGACCAACACGGGAAGCCUUACUUCUACAAUCCGGAUGACGCCUCCGUUCAGUGGGAGCUGCCCCAGGUCCCUGUCCCUGCCCCUCGAAGCAUCCGCAAAUCCAGCCAGGACAAUGAGACCCCGGCCCAGGCCAGCCCACCUGAGGAGAAGAUCAAGACCUUGGACAAGGCAGGCGUGCUCCACCGAACCAAGACGGUGGACAAAGGAAAGCGGCUCCGGAAGAAGAACUGGAGUGCCUCCUGGACAGUGCUGGAGGGCGGCAUCCUGACAUUCUUCAAGGACUCGAAGACCUCGACUGCAGGUGGCCUGAGGCAGCCUUCCAAGCUCUCCACCCCGGAGUACACAGUGGAGCUGAAGGGGGCCUCUCUCGCCUGGGCCCCCAAAGACAAAUCCAGCAAGAAGAAUGUGCUGGAGCUGCGGAGCCGAGAUGGCUCAGAGUACCUGAUCCAGCAUGACUCGGAGGCCAUCAUCAGCACCUGGCACAAGGCCAUCGCCCAGGGCAUCCAGGAGCUGUCCGCAGACCUGCCCCCCGAGGAGGAAAGUGAGAGCAGCAGCGUGGACUUUGGGUCGAGUGAGCGCCUAGGAAGCUGGCGGGAGGAUGAGGCACGGCCUGGUGCAGCCGUGCCCACCCCGGGGCCCGGAGGUCUGGAGAGCGACCUGAGCAGGGUCCGGCACAAGCUCCGCAAGUUCCUGCUGAGGCGGCCCACGCUGCAGUCGCUGCGGGAGAAGGGCUACAUCAGAGACCAGGUGUUCGGCUGCGCGCUGGCCGUGCUGUGUGAGCGCGAGAGGAGCCAGGUGCCGCGCUUCGUGCAGCAGUGCAUCCGCACCGUCGAGGCCCGGGGGCUGGACAUCGACGGUCUAUACCGCAUCAGUGGAAACCUGGCCACCAUCCAGAAGCUGCGCUAUAAGGUGGACCACGAUGAACGUCUGGACCUGGACGACGGACGCUGGGAGGACGUCCACGUAAUCACCGGCGCCCUGAAGCUCUUCUUUCGAGAGCUGCCCGAGCCCCUCUUCCCCUUCUCGCACUUCCCCCAGUUCAUCGCGGCCAUCAAGCUGCAGGACCAGGCCCAGCGCAGCCGCUGUGUUCGGAACCUGGUGCGCUCGCUGCCCGCCCCCAACCACGACACGCUGCGGCUGCUCUUCCAGCACCUGUGCAGGGUGAUCGAGCACGGAGAACAGAACCGCAUGUCCGUGCAGAGCGUGGCCAUAGUGUUCGGGCCCACGCUGCUGCGGCCCGAGACAGAGGAAACCAGCAUGCCCAUGACCAUGGUGUUCCAGAACCAGGUGGUGGAGCUCAUCCUGCAGCAGUGCUCAGACGUCUUCCCGCCGCACUGACCGCGGGCCCGCACCCCUACCCCCGCUGCUGGCGCUGCGGACCUGGGAGUGGGGGCGGCGACAGUGGUCCUGCAUAGGAGCGGGGCGGCUGGAAGCCACGCGGCUGGACUCUAUCUCUGAGACCCUCCGCCUCCCACCAGUCCGCAGGCGGGUGCGAGUUCUGCACCUCUCGGUUCUGAGGGUAUGGUGACCCCUGGUGGGAAGUUCGCAAAAUGUGAUUUUUUUUUUUUUUUUUUUCUCUGAUUUGGCCUGUUUGGGGGUUAUUUGGGCUCUGUUCUUUAUCAUAGCGCCACCUACUGUGCGUGUGCGAGAAUGAGGGGUGGGGGGAGAGUUUUCUGGGACGGCCGCUGUUGCGAGGAGGAAUUUGGCCGAAGGGCUUCCUGGCUUCGUCAGGCCUGCACCUGGUGGAGGCCUUCAGGGAGACCCUGUGGGUCCCCGGCCCCGUGCAUGGCACUGUGCCCAUCAUGAAGCAGCAAUCGACAACCUCCUGCUGCGGAAACAGGACUGAGCCGGGCCUCCAGCGGGCAACUGAAGCUGCCUUUCCCCAGGCCUCUGGACUGAAGCUCCUGCCAGGCCCAAUCACUGGCUGGCUGUAGACCCUCUUCAUUGACUUUCCUGUUGGGGUUCUGGGCCUCUGCCCUCCCUGAUCCACUUGUGCUCUGUGCAAGGGUUCUUCCUGAUCACUGAAUGUGUACCCUGCACCUGCCACUUGACAUGCACCAUUUCUACUAGUAAUCCCAUCUUGCAGAUGAGGAAACUGAGGCAUACAAAGGCAAAGUGCCUUGUUCAGGGUCUGGUGGGUGAUCUGACUUCCCAGCUCAGGCUCCUGUCACACCAGAGCACAGCCUCCUGUGAGGGUGAAAUCAAUCCUUUCAGCUACCCCUCAACCCCAGCAUGGCCUUAUGGUAAAGCAGGGAAACUAAGCUGAGUGGGUUCUGUCUGGGCCUGGGGAGGUCCCUGAAGGCAAAGAGGGAAUCUGCCCCAGCUGUUCUUCUCUGCGGGGAGGGGAAAUAGCCCUGGCAGGAGCUCCAAGCCCCUUUCAGUGCCUUGGCUGUCAGGUAUGCCUCCCUGGUGCCCACCUUGAGAGGGAGAGGCCUGAUGGGUAGGGGGAAGGAGGGCACAUCCUCAGAAAAGGAAGCGUGAACCCUGGGGUCAUCAGCCCCCCUUCCCUUCUUGUACACAAACCACCUCAGUAUAUGGGUCUCAGCACCCUGCCCCACCUACCCGUUCAUGUGUUCAAACAAUAAUAGCUAAUAUUUAUUGACAUUUGCACCAUACCAAGCAUUUUACUUGGAUUAUCUCAUUUGUUUCUCACAGCCAAUAUUUAUUAUCUGCUCUUCUGUGCCAGGCACUGUGCUCUGGGGCAGGGGUACCGCACAUUGCCUCCCUGGUAGAGCUUAUGGUUGGGCGGGCAGGGCUGACCGAAGCCCACCCCUAAUGCCAGAGGGGCUGGGGCAAGAGUACAAGUGGAGGCCUCAUACCAUACGUCAACAUAUCGUAAAGCUAUAAAUCAAGCUAACAAGUGUUCAAUAAAAUGUGUUCUAUUCUCCUA
This is a messenger RNA of Balaenoptera acutorostrata (minke whale), 4698 nucleotides long. It is a transcript of the gene ARHGAP27, whose product is annotated as Rho GTPase activating protein 27. Gene Ontology annotation, biological process: regulation of GTPase activity; signal transduction. The transcript is spliced from 18 exons. The record is from RefSeq and is a predicted model, not a curated record. Gene Ontology annotation, cellular component: cytoplasm. The coding region runs from base 546 to 3146 and encodes 866 amino acids. Lineage: Eukaryota; Metazoa; Chordata; Mammalia; Artiodactyla; Balaenopteridae. Gene Ontology annotation, molecular function: protein binding.